This is a messenger RNA of Aplosporella prunicola CBS 121167, 929 nucleotides long. RefSeq lists its product as uncharacterized. NCBI's taxonomy places the organism in Eukaryota, Fungi, Ascomycota, Dothideomycetes, Botryosphaeriales, Aplosporellaceae. The coding region runs from base 206 to 547 and encodes 113 amino acids. The transcript has a single exon. The record is from RefSeq and is a predicted model, not a curated record.
GGCAGAGAUGGGAAAGAUGGAGGUAAGUCUUGCCCUGGAUACCCAAUUUCGAUGAAGAAUAGACGCUAACAUUGCUCUUUUCGUUUUGCAGGUUUGGGUGCAAGAGGUGUAGGUGCUCGAAUUUUUUUUUUUUAAGACUAUGCGUCCACGAGGCCACGGCGUUCUUUGAUGUUGAUUUUUUCUCUUCCGAUGAUACUCAGCGAACAUGAGAAAGCGCAUGUUCGGCGGUCUAUGUCCAUUUCUAGGGUAUGGAGCGGUUUGCGGCCGAAUCGGAUGUCGCGGUGAACUACCAACAACGGGCAAAAACAAUAAAAGAAAAGAAAGAAAAGACGAGAAAAAAAAAAAAUUUCCAAGCCAACAUACACAACACGCAACAAAGAAAUAUCCGAUUCUACCUCUUCGCUCUUCUCUCUCUCUCAUCUUGUCGAUUGUAUCUUCUUUUCAGCUUCGCGUCUUCCGAUUACGGUCUCCUUGGGUGAUCGUAUUGAUUUUGGGCCGUCGUUCGGACAGAGAGCGUUCGAUAUCCGGGUCCUGCUUUUUUAUAUAGGUGUAGUAGGUUGCAGGAGUUAUUUCUUAUAUAUUUGUGGUAUAUGAAGGAAGAUUUGGGAUUUGUGGUUGGGAUUGGAUAUAGGGGUUUUAGCGUAAAGUACCUGUUCUGUUCAUUUCUUCAAUUUUACUCGUCAUAUUCUUGUUUUUAUGUCUUUUCUUCUUUUGAUUCGGUUUCUUGUCUUUUGUGGUUUCUUCUCUCGUCUGUCUCAGUGCUUUCUGUUGAGGCACGAGUUGUUUUAGGGUUGCUGAUGGCUGCGGAGAUGGGUGUGCGCCGUGGUAAGGCGUGGGAAUUGCUAAUGUUUAGGGGUGCUGCCGUUUGCGUUUAAGCACGGCAGCGCGCGAGUUUAUUUGCCGCGGGAUUGAAUGUAUACUUAUUGUGG